Molecule: messenger RNA, 446 nt
Organism: Drosophila sulfurigaster albostrigata
Lineage: Eukaryota; Metazoa; Arthropoda; Insecta; Diptera; Drosophilidae
Exons: 1
Coding region: 60-425 (121 amino acids)
Source: RefSeq, a predicted model, not a curated record
UGGGCCAACAGUUGAACUUUGUCUUUAACCCUAACACAACCACACCACAACACACAACAAUGAAUAGCAGUCUGCUCCUAAUCCUGCUCCUGGGCACACUCGUCUGUCUCGCCAGCGCUCUGGGCGGCGAUGAACAAGGCAACGAUUACACUUGGGGCACCAAGGCCACAACGGACACACUCAUCGCUCAGGAGACAAUCACCAAACGCAAGUCGCUGCUGUCGACGACUACAAAGACAUACACGCUCACCCAGGCGGGCACGGCCAAGACUAUCGAUUACAUUCGCAUCACCGACCUGAAGCGCAAGCGUGGCGCCACCGCUGAGAUCACAUCCGGCGGCGUGGGCGCCACCACAGUGACUGUAAAAUUCACUUCCGCUCUGGGAGCUGGUAUUAAGUCUCAGAUCGAGAUCUGGGGAGCAUAAUAAACUUAUAUUUAUAUUAUA